AUGUCGAUCCACGACCCCUCGGCCGGCCACCUCUCGUCCGCCUCGUCGAGUGCUCCUCCUCCCGCCGUCACCGUCCAGAGCGAGGUGCGCCGCCUGACCCACCUCCGCGCCAACCUCGACGCUCAGCUCGAUGUCUACUUUGACGUCCUCAAGACGAACAACGUCGACAUGCACGCCCCACUCGUCGACAACGACGGCUUCCCUCGCUCCGACAUCGACGUCGCAGGCGUCCGCACCGCCCGCGUCAGCAUCAUCCGCCUCCGCAACGACCUCAAGGACGUCCACCGCGACAUGGAGCACGUCGUCCUGCGCGGCCUCCCUCGAGCCGACGACCCGCCGCACGACAACGAGACGAGUGCGCGAGACGGCACGCGCAUGGGCGGCCUCGAGACUGUCGAGGGCGACAAGCCGUUCGCCAAGGUCGACGCCGUCGCUCCCAGCUCGCCAGCAGACUCGGCCGGCAUGAAGCGCGACGACCUCCUCGUCUCGCUCGGCGCCGUCUCGACCUCGAACCCCGACACGUUGCGCGCCGUCGCUGCCCUCGUCGGCCGGUCCGAGGGGACGGCCCUCCCCGUCGUCGUCACGCGCAACGGCGGCAGGCUCAACCUCGUCUUGACGCCGAGGAGCGGCUGGGGCGGGAGGGGCCUGCUCGGGUGCCACAUCGUCCCUUACACGCCCUGACGGGCGCGUCUCGGCACUUUCCUCAGCCGCCUCGCUUCGCCUCCCUCGUCCCGCCCUUUUUUGUCCGAGAACUCCCUCUGUUGCUACAGUAGCCCCUCCUGCCUGCCGCACUGCACUGCAGCCGCUUUCAGGUC
Messenger RNA from Rhodotorula graminis WP1, 815 nucleotides. RefSeq lists its product as uncharacterized. The record is from RefSeq and is a predicted model, not a curated record. Lineage: Eukaryota; Fungi; Basidiomycota; Microbotryomycetes; Sporidiobolales; Sporidiobolaceae. The transcript has 5 exons. Gene Ontology annotation, biological process: proteasome regulatory particle assembly. Gene Ontology annotation, molecular function: protein binding. Gene Ontology annotation, cellular component: nucleus; cytoplasm. Bases 1 to 681 code for a protein of 226 amino acids.